CUGAUCCCGACCCGUGUAAAUCAAACCCAUGCUUAAACGGAGGAAACUGUAUAGGAUCGUUACCACCGCAACAAACCUACAUGUGUGUUUGUAACAGCGCCUACAGUGGACAAAACUGUGAGAUAGGCAAUGCAUGCUUAAACAAACCAUGUUUGAAUGGAGGAUCUUGCACGGGAACAAGUGAUGGAUACAUGUGCCAUUGUCUCCAAAACGUUGACGGGUUUUCUUACCACGGCCCUAACUGUGAGCUGAAAUCACAGUCACUAUCAAAAGUUUGCGCUGAUCUCCCAUGUAGAAACGGAGGAACAUGUCAUGCUAGUACCACUGGAUUUUCAUGUACAUGUUAUUCUGGCUUCACUGGACAAUUCUGUGAAUUAUCUUUUGAAAACUUGCUGAACGGCUGUGACACCAAACCUUGUUUAAAUGGAGGCACGUGUUUUGCAACAACAACUGGACAUAAAUGUGUUUGUACAGUAUCUCAGGAUGGAAUGAUACAGUAUACUGGUACACAUUGUGAAACAAGAGCGACUUUAGAUACUGACCAUUGCAAUAGUAGUCCAUGUUUACACGGAGGAACUUGUUCAAACAUGGGAAAUUCUCCUGGCUAUAUUUGUCAGUGUGUGGCGAUUCCGACAGGAAAAACGUAUGGGGGACUGCGUUGUGAAGAGGAAUUGAAUAUGUCAAAUUCUUUCAACUCUUUCUGGUGA
Mytilus californianus (California mussel) is the source of this 707-nucleotide messenger RNA. RefSeq names its product fibropellin-1-like. The record is from RefSeq and is a predicted model, not a curated record. Gene Ontology annotation, molecular function: calcium ion binding. Gene Ontology annotation, cellular component: protein-containing complex; plasma membrane. Lineage: Eukaryota; Metazoa; Mollusca; Bivalvia; Mytilida; Mytilidae. The transcript is spliced from 5 exons. The coding region runs from base 81 to 707 and encodes 208 amino acids. Gene Ontology annotation, biological process: establishment or maintenance of epithelial cell apical/basal polarity; heterophilic cell-cell adhesion.